Hordeum vulgare subsp. vulgare (domesticated barley) is the source of this 807-nucleotide messenger RNA. RefSeq names its product cyclin-dependent protein kinase inhibitor SMR6. The transcript has a single exon. The coding region runs from base 172 to 597 and encodes 141 amino acids. The record is from RefSeq and is a predicted model, not a curated record. NCBI's taxonomy places the organism in Eukaryota, Viridiplantae, Streptophyta, Magnoliopsida, Poales, Poaceae.
CUCCUCGCUUUCACAAAAGCCCUCCCAAAAGCCUCUCCCUCAUUUCUCUUAGCUGCCAAAGCUUUCUUCUGCUGCUAUUUCUCCACUCCAUUGCCGGCUUUCAGCAGCUCAAUUUGCUCAUCACGCUCAAACACAAGCUAGCUAAGCCAGCCGGCCACAUUUACUGCCCUCAUGGGGUUGCAAGAGAUGGCGAAGCUGCAGCUGCACCACCAUGGAGGCAUGCGAGCUGCUGACAACGACGGCGACCAGGCAGCCGGCGGUGGGAGGAGGAAGAAGGCUGCGGCUGCAGCGGCGGCGGCAGUCUGGAUCGCCGUGCCGCUCAGGCCCGUCAAGGUCGGCCGCCAAAGACCCUGCAGAGAGACAGAGGAGCGGAAGGAAGAGGAGGAAGAAGAGGUGACGACACCGAGAGGGGAAGGCUGCAGGAUACCCUGGGAGGCGGCGACGUGCCCGCCGGCGCCCAAGAAGGCGAGGACGGCGGUGGCAAUCUUCGCCGACAACCGGUGCAACUGCGACAACGGCGAGGCAACGGAGUACUUCCGCGUGCCGGCGGACCUGGACUCCGUGUUCGCCGUCAGCCGGGUCGCCGAGGCGAACUGAAUGAUUCCUCGUGCUCGCGCAGUGUAGAGCUGCUGAGUGCAAGCGAUCAAAUCCAGUUAAAAGACAGGGAGUCAGAGACAGAGGAGAUGAUCCAAUAAUGCAGCUGUAAAAAUUUCGCAUUGCGAUGCAUGGAUGAUUUAUCCUAGUUAAUUACUUCUCUUUCAGUGUAAAUUAAUCGAGGUCAAGGAAUGCAAUGUGUGCUAGUACUGA